UGGUUUUUUCCUAGGGAGAACACAACCUUCUCAAGUUGUCCUUCCUCGAUCUCUUCCUUCCUUUCUACUUAAGCUAAAAGAAUCCCAUCUGUGUGCAAGGAAAAUGAACAACCUUGGGUGUUGCAGCAAGUUCCUUGAGAGUUCAAAACCGUACUUUGCCAUGAUCUCUUUACAGUUUGGUUAUGCCGGCAUGAAUAUUAUAACAAAAGUGUCACUUAACCGUGGUAUGAGCCACUAUGUCCUCGUGGUUUAUCGCCAUGCCAUUGCCACUGCAGUCAUAGCUCCAUUUGCUCUGAUUUUUGAGAGGAAAAUGCAACCGAGGAUCACCUUCCCUGUUUUCAUUCAGAUAUUUGUCCUUGCCCUUCUUGGACCUGUGAUAGACCAGAACUUUUACUAUGCUGGGCUGAAGUUCACUUCCCCAACUUUCUCCUGUGCAAUGAGCAACAUGCUUCCUGCUAUGACAUUUGUCAUGGCUGUCAUAUUCCGGAUGGAGAAACUGGACAUAAAGAAGGUGAGGUGCCAAGCAAAGCUGGUGGGAACUGCAGUGACAGUUGCUGGGGCAAUGUUGAUGACCUUAUACAAGGGUCCUGUUGUAGAGAUGCUUUGGUCUAAGUAUAUCCAUCCACGUAAAUCCUUUGUGACUGAUACCACAGGAACGACUGACAAAGACUGGUUUAAGGGCUCCAUUUUUCUUAUCAUUGCUACUCUUGCCUGGUCUUCCUUGUUUGUUUUGCAAACGAAAGCAUUGAAGACAUACAAGAACCACCAGCUUUCUCUCACAUCACUUAUGUGCUUCAUUGGAACCCUGCAAGCUAUUGCCGUGACAUUUGUGAUGGAGCACAAGCCCUCUGUUUGGGUAAUUGGCUGGGACAUGAACCUACUUGCUGCUGCCUAUGCUGGGAUUGUGACAUCGAGCAUCUCAUACUAUGUCCAAGGAAUAGUGAUAAAGAAGAAAGGUCCAGUUUUUGCUACGGCCUUUAGCCCGUUGAUGAUGAUCAUUGUAGCCAUCAUGGGCUCCUUCAUCUUGGCAGAAAAGAUAUUCCUUGGAGGUAUUGUUGGUUCAAUCUUGAUAGUCAUAGGCCUGUACUCAGUCCUGUGGGGGAAGCACAAGGAGAAAAUGGAGAUCGACCCUGAGACGAUACCAGAACCAGUAAAGGGUGUUCAAGGAAAUGGCAAUUCAAUGCUAGUGGUAGAAGAUAUUGAAGCAAAUGAAGUUAAGUUGCAAAAAGCAGCACCCGCCAACAGCAAUUUCUCUGCAACGGCCAUGAGCAUGCCCAUGGCCCUAGUACCAGGCCUUCCAAUCAAAGAGAACCAGGAGCCAAGAGCCUGAUGAUAUAUGAUUUGAUAAAUGGCCGGGGGUUGGCAUUAUUUUUUUGUCCUUUUUGAAUCCCCCAUUUUUGUUAUGAUCUUUUUUAAAGUGAUAUAAAUUUGGGGUUUUGUCGUGUUUCUUCUUCUUCUUUGUUUUCAUAAGAUAUUGUACGAUAAUUAAUGUUAGUGUUUAUCAUGAUCAUAUAAAUAUGAUAAGAGGUAGAUAA
Messenger RNA from Populus euphratica (Euphrates poplar), 1535 nucleotides. RefSeq names its product WAT1-related protein At5g07050-like. Lineage: Eukaryota; Viridiplantae; Streptophyta; Magnoliopsida; Malpighiales; Salicaceae. Gene Ontology annotation, molecular function: transmembrane transporter activity. The transcript has 7 exons. Bases 104 to 1330 code for a protein of 408 amino acids. The record is from RefSeq and is a predicted model, not a curated record. Gene Ontology annotation, cellular component: membrane.